Messenger RNA from Talaromyces rugulosus, 978 nucleotides. RefSeq lists its product as uncharacterized. The transcript has 4 exons. The record is from RefSeq and is a predicted model, not a curated record. NCBI's taxonomy places the organism in Eukaryota, Fungi, Ascomycota, Eurotiomycetes, Eurotiales, Trichocomaceae. The coding region runs from base 1 to 978 and encodes 325 amino acids.
AUGUCGACCUGGAAGUUCGAUUUCACCGGAAGGAUUGAGAAGCUAAGGCGAGGCGGACAAUCCAAGGAUAUGAUCAUCGAGGAACAACUCACUAAGGUGGAAAAUGAUUUUAACGCCCAACGUUAUGCUCUUGUCCUUGCUCGUCGAUUGGACUCGGGUCGUCGUGUGCUGCUAAAGAUUCGCUAUGAUCUGAAUCCAAGGGGAUUCGACAUUGAUGACUUACAGGAAAACCGGGAGUUGUGUGAUGAUGAGUAUCUCGGUGAAUUGGAAACAGUCAAGAUUGUAAACAGUAUCAACCACGGGCCGGCAUUGUUAGAUUGGUAUACAAAGCGUCAAUCAGAAGAUAUGCCAUACCCUCAAAAAGGGAUUAUGGAUGUUUACAUCAUGGAUCUUGUACCAGGAGAGAACGUGGAUGAUAUUUUCGAGGAUCUUGAGUGGGAGCACUUGCGGAUAAUAAGGGCUCAGCUUACUUACAUCUUAGAGACGCUGCGAAUCCAAGGGCGAAUUCUAGAUGAACAACAUCCUAGAUUUCUUAAUUAUAACAAAAAGGCCAAGAAAUUGUACUUUUUUGAUUUUUCAUUCUGCAGCGAAAUUCCUCUGGAUGAACUUGACAUGUAUGAUCCGAUUACUCAAUAUGAUGACUGGGUCCUCGCCUUUAAUAUCUGGCCAGAUGAGAUGCUUCGUUCUGAGCCUCGGGAGCUACUGCUACUCAAGGUCCCCCAAAUAUCCCAACGACAAAUUAACAUGGAAUGCAAGGAGUGGGACUGUCUGUACCUCCGCCAAUAUCUCCUUCACAUUUGCCAUUGUCGCAGGGAGCAUUUCCAACGAGAGGUGUCCAGAAUACGUGAUCGAGAUGAAAACAGGCCACCCCAGUGGCAUCCAGGUUACUUCGGGAAGGUUUCUCAGACCUGGGGCUUGAUGAUGGCGAUGACGAGGAAAAGUCAGAACACUAGUAUCAAUAAUAAUAUUGAUGCCUAA